AUGUUUUAUCCAUCAUUAUCAGGAACACUUGCACAUGGAUACAAUAAUGGACUCCUUAUGUCUGUAUAUUUUUUAUGUCGUUUUUUUAUUUUUCAAUCAAGUUAUGGAACGUUUGUCCUCAGUGUCAAUCGUCUUGUGUCAAUAAUUUUUCCCUACAAAGAUUACCAUAAUAACAAGAAAUUUUUAAUAAUUUUUCUACCGUUUUAUAUUUUACUUCCCUUAUCAUUUACAUGGUUUUUAAUUCCAUCUGCAAUUUUAUUAGUUCCAGUUGGUAAAUAUUUUUCUGAUGAUCACAAAAUGUUCAUUAUUGGAAAUAAAAAACCUGAAUUUUAUAAAGGUCCUUCUGUAAGUAAAAGUUUAUAUUUAUAUUUAUUAAUUAUGGGAACAAUUCAACUUCUAUUAAAUAUUAUAACGUCACUCAAGUUAGUGUAUAUUAAAUUUAAUAAAAAGUCAAAUGCGUCAACAACUAAUAAUAAACAAGAACAUAAACUUAUAAUUUUUACAUUAAUAACUUAUUUAUUUCAAAUAUGUUUUAUUAUUCAAAACAAUCUUAUUAUGUUAUAUAUUAAUGAUGAAGAUGAAACAAUUAGUACCUACUUGGUAGGAAUUGGUAUUAAACUUGUUACUUUACAGAUGUUUGGUACAUUGUGUGGAUUAAUUGUAAUGAGUAAAGUUUUAAGAGAUAAAUUAUUUAAUUUUGUUGCUGUUAAAAAAAGUACAGUAUCAACAAUCAAUAUUAGAAGUCAUAGUAAAUAA
Strongyloides ratti is the source of this 756-nucleotide messenger RNA. Its product is annotated as 7TM GPCR, serpentine receptor class g (Srg) family-containing protein. The record is from RefSeq and is a predicted model, not a curated record. The transcript has 2 exons. NCBI's taxonomy places the organism in Eukaryota, Metazoa, Nematoda, Chromadorea, Rhabditida, Strongyloididae. The coding region runs from base 1 to 756 and encodes 251 amino acids.